Messenger RNA from Triplophysa dalaica, 3559 nucleotides. It is a transcript of the gene gjc2, whose product is annotated as gap junction protein gamma 2. The transcript has 3 exons. The coding region runs from base 491 to 1735 and encodes 414 amino acids. NCBI's taxonomy places the organism in Eukaryota, Metazoa, Chordata, Actinopteri, Cypriniformes, Nemacheilidae. Gene Ontology annotation, biological process: cell communication. Gene Ontology annotation, cellular component: connexin complex. The record is from RefSeq and is a predicted model, not a curated record.
CAACACGAAUAUAGGUCUUCAUGCUGAGAUGUGGCCGCCCUGGCUGGAGAACAAUGCAUCCAUUGCUCCUGAGUGUCACUGCAUGUGCUUGGUAGUGAGGGGUUUUGAGGAAAAAUGAUCCAUUGUCCAUCCCUUCGUCUUGCUGCGGGGAUCAAGGCAAAGGUUACGGGUUCAUGAUCCGAUAUCCCUGGCAGUUCUAACUGAUCUGCCUUCACUAUGGACAGGGAGGUGUAAAACAGUCCAGACUCAAUGCGUGAGACAGACGCCCGCUCUUGCGCUGGGGAGAAUGUGGGAUGUGAAGCUCUUUGUGUGCAGCUCAGUCUGCCGCUGUUACAGCUCUUAGAGGAUCAUGCCUCAUCAUUUCAUUUGACUGUGAAGAGGCCGCCGCAGUUUCGCGGGGAAGUUAUGGCCGGAUGGAGCGCGCGUCUUUUGGAGGAGUUUCCCAGCUGCAACUUCUUAAGAUCAUAGGUGAAAAGUUUAUAUCACCAACAUGAGUUGGAGCUUUCUCACUCGUCUUCUGGAGGAAAUCCACAACCACUCCACGUUUGUGGGGAAAGUGUGGCUGACCGUGCUAAUUAUCUUCCGCAUCGUUCUGACGGCCGUUGGCGGUGAGUCGAUCUACUCAGACGAACAGACAAAGUUCACCUGCAACACUAAACAGCCCGGCUGCGACAACGUAUGCUACGAUUCCUUCGCCCCGCUCUCGCACGUACGGUUCUGGGUUUUUCAGAUCAUCAUGAUAUCCACCCCCUCGGUCAUGUACCUCGGUUACGCCAUUCACAAGAUCGCCCGUUCCACGGAGGAGGAGGGACGCAAAUAUCAGAGACACCAGAGGAGGAGCCGCCACAGCCGUUGGAGAGACGGACACCACCUAGAGGAGGUUUUAGAAGAGGAGGAUGAUGACGCAGAGCCGAUGAUUUAUGAAGAAGACAAUUUGGAUGCACAAGAUGUCAAACCAGAGAUGGAUAAAACCCAAAGUCAAGACCCUGUGAAGCACGAUGGUCGCCGCCGGAUCAUGCAGGAAGGCCUGAUGAGGAUGUACGUGCUUCAGCUGUUAUCCCGUGCCAUCUUUGAGGUGGGAUUCCUCACGGGUCAGUAUCUCCUCUACGGCUUCCGCGUGAACCCCUCGUACGUCUGCAACAAGAUCCCGUGUCCACAUCGGGUAGACUGCUUCGUUUCACGACCCACAGAGAAGACCAUCUUUUUGCUCAUCAUGUACGUCGUGAGCUGUCUUUGUCUCCUACUCAAUGUCUGUGAGAUGUUCCAUUUGGGGAUCGGUGCCUUCCGUGAUACACUCCGUAACCGUCGAAACCAGGGCCGGCGAACUUCAUACGGCUUCUCAUACUCCAGAAACAUUCCCGCAUCUCCGCCAGGUUACAACCUAGUAAUCAAAUCCGACAAGCCAGGUCGGAUUCCCAACAGCAUCCUUGCACACGACCAGAACAGUGUGGUUCCAGAGCAACAUUGCACAAGCCCUGAUGAGAAUAUUCCAUCUGACCUGGCUAGCUUACAUCACCAUUUACGAGUAGCCCAGGAGCAACUAGACAUGGCUUUUCAGACAUACAACACAAAAAAUGCUCAUACUUCCAGAACCAGCAGCCCUGUGUCGGGUGGCACAAUGACAGAGCAGAACCGGGUCAAUACAGCCCAAGAGAAACAAGGGCCACGACCUAAAGCCAGCACUGAAAGGGUUGGGACUAUAGGAAAAAAUGGAAAGACAUCCGUGUGGAUUUAAAUCCACAAUUGGAAACUCUUGACUACUCAUUUGUGGACCAUCCUAUUUGGAACACAUGAAGCAUUAUUUCUUGCUAAACUACUAUAGUUAGGCUCCAUUUCUCCUAUGUUCUCAAGUAGAGGGAUGGGGUUAAUUUCUUUGUAUUUAUUGCUUUAGCUGUGCUCUCCCAUCCUCUGAGCAAUUCUUAUUGUGCUUCUACUUAUAUUAAGUGUUAUGUUCCUUUAAAUUACUGUACAAUGCAUGUAUUUCUAUUGACCGUAUUGGAAAACAACACCAAUUUUCACUUUAAUGGAUCAUCAAUUUUAAUUCACUUCAUUCAUAUUCUCCACUCAAGGUGAAAGUGAGACGCUACCUUGACUCUUUUUCUAGAGAAAAUAAAAUCUAUUGACAAAUGACAUUAUCCCUGCCUUUCUUCUAACCAUCAUUCAAAUCCUAAUAACCACUGUUUGACAUUCAGCUCUUGUUAGUGAUUAUAUUUAGUGUCGAGGGGCAAUUCAUGACCGUACAUUUCUUGUGUUUGUUGCAGUGGUCUUUAUCAACCUCAUUCUGUGUUUAUGAAUAUGUCUUUAUGAUAUGUUCAUUUCUGUUUCUCAGCUGUGGCACGACUAGCUUAGCUCUGUAAACAACUUAACUACCAGCAGAUUUAAUUCAACUCCUUUGAAUGGAAAUGAAAGAAGCUUUCCAGACUUAAACCAAAUCUCAACGUAUUAAACAACUGACAUGCUGUUACUCUUGACAACUGGUCUAUUUACUGUUCCUGCAUUGUUUCAAAAGUGACAGCUGCUCUUAGUGGCUCUCAGUACAUCUUGUGUAAGGUUUUCCUAGGUGAUUUAAAAUUAAACUUGGCUCGGGCUGUGUUAAAAGAUGAUUGCUAAAGUCGCCCAUAAUUCCAUAAUAAUACUCUGUUGCAAACUCUAGUUUGCUGUGCACCCAUUUAGAAUAUUUAACAUGGGCACAUUUUUACAUUUGCUCGCUGUUCCAGUCAGUUGCAAAUAAAAAAUGCACAAAGUUUUGUAACACAGCCCAUAAGUGAAAGUGUUCAUGCUUUUAGAAAGCAGAGACACCUAUUGACAGAGAAUCCACCAUCCCCAAAUCAGACCCUGGUCCUGCCCCAAAAUCAUGCCAUUGGUUGAGCCAAUGUUGCCAUGUUGGGAUGGUUGGUGUUUUGAUAGUGCCAAAAUGUUUAGUGAAAUCAACCUUUUUUGUCCCUCCAUAUCAAUCAUCAAAAAUGAAAAAUAAUUUUUACUUUUAAAUAACUAUAAACAUUACCUUUUAAUGUCUGUUAAUUUUUUUUAUUUUGUACUGAUUUCUAAAACUAUUAUGCAAACCAUAUUUCUUUGAGCUGUUGUGUUUAUAUUGUUACUGGUUAUAUAAGGAUACAUGAUAUCAUGCUGUUGCAGCUGCGGGACAUUAAUGUUUAGUGCAAUGUCAAUACUAAUCAAAAUCAUGUUUAAUUUUGACCACAGUUGAACUUCUCAAGAUACUUAAAGCUCUGCAAUAUUUAUUUGAAGCAUUUAUGAAGAGGGGGAGAUGGUAUGUGUUACACAUAUGACAAAAAUGCACAUUCGCACAAUGCACAAGUGUCUCCAACGUCAUGAAGAGCUGUGCAGACUAAUUGGCAAAAAAUGUGUAUGAUGAUAUAAUGCUCUCAAAUCACUUUAACUGUAUUUUGAUGUCAUAUGCUAACCAGUCUUUGCAGAGAUGACUCACGUUGCAUCUGUUGAGUUCUCUUUUUGUGUCCAUCUAUAUUUGUUUAAAGAUACAGCAUAACAAUUUUAUUUAAAAGAGUGCAAUGCAAGUUGACCUCAGAUCGCAGUGGCAGUC